This is a messenger RNA of Candoia aspera, 1151 nucleotides long. RefSeq names its product spindle and kinetochore associated complex subunit 1 (gene SKA1). Gene Ontology annotation, biological process: mitotic cell cycle; chromosome segregation; cell division. Gene Ontology annotation, cellular component: outer kinetochore; mitotic spindle; spindle microtubule. The transcript has 6 exons. Gene Ontology annotation, molecular function: microtubule binding. The coding region runs from base 10 to 771 and encodes 253 amino acids. NCBI's taxonomy places the organism in Eukaryota, Metazoa, Chordata, Lepidosauria, Squamata, Candoiidae. The record is from RefSeq and is a predicted model, not a curated record.
AAAUUUGAUAUGAUCUCUUCAGAUUUAAAUGACUUAUGCUUUCAUCUCAACUCCAAGAUCUCAAAUAUCAAGAAGUCACUUCAGCUGAGAAAAAUAGAUCAGGACCCAUCUUUGAAGACAGUGCUCAGUAGGGUAGUCCAUGAAAUGUUUCUCUUAAAUAGCCUCCUCAAUAAAUUGGAAGAGGAAUGUCACCAUCUGGAGAGACUACAGAGUCAACUCAAGGAACUGCAAGAGUCAGUGGAGAGGGACCAUCUCGAAGCCCAGCAUCUUGGAGGAAACAUGCCGGUUUACCUGCCCCAAGCCAUGCCAAGCAGUUCGCUGGGCAUAACGCUAAAGGAGAAGGAAGCGUGCCGGGCUGGGGAGAGUAAGCCUGCAAAGAAGGCGGCCAAAAGCUCCAAGUGCAUUAGAGAAGCGCCCUUCAUAACGGCGGAGGAGUUUGAGAACGUUCCUCCGUACAUGAAGGGCCGUCUGACGUACAGCCAAGUGAACGCGGUCCUUGCAGAGAUUAACAAAGCCGUUGCUAGCAAGUACAGUAUCAUGCGCCAGCCCCUUAAAACCAUGUUGAACACCACCAGGAAUCUCUACUUCCGAUUCCAGGAAGAGGAAACCAAAGACACAAAAGGUGAAUAUUUUGUAGUGGAGGCUGAUAUUGAAGAGUUCACCCAGCUGAAGGUAGACAAACGUUUUCACAGCAUCCUGACCAUCUUGCGACAUUGCCACCGAGUGCGAGAAAUCCGAGGAUCUCGACUUGUCCGCUAUGCCAUCUGCUGACGUGUCUGCGAUGAUAAAAAUGAUUGGUCACUGUUAUGGACUUUGAUUUUUCCCCUGGCCAUGCUAUUUCUUUGGUUCCCUUCCUUCCUGCCAUUUUUAUUAGAAAAGAUGGGUUUUGUUGGCAUUACUAAAAUGGUUGUAAUGGGACAAAGAUUUUAGCUCUCUGCAGUGAUGAAGACAUUGGACCAAUGUAUGCGUAUCAAGCUUUGCCUGCCACCCCCUCACUCCUCUUUAAUUUUCUACUUGAUGAGCUUAAGACAUUUAAUUUAGCAAUAUUAGAAGCUUAAUAGACUAAGUGUUUGAAACUUGAUUUGCUCAAAGCCUUCGGAACUUGAGCUGUGGAGUUAUUACGUUACCAAUAAACCAGAGAAGCAAAUGAA